Molecule: messenger RNA, 1300 nt
Organism: Brassica oleracea var. oleracea
Lineage: Eukaryota; Viridiplantae; Streptophyta; Magnoliopsida; Brassicales; Brassicaceae
Exons: 3
Coding region: 115-1218 (367 amino acids)
Source: RefSeq, a predicted model, not a curated record
UCUUUAUUUUCUAAUUCUUCUUUUUCUGUGCAACCUAUUUUCUAAUUCAUCAAAACAUUAUUUAAGUUUGUUUUAGUUCUAUGUGGUUUGAUUCGAAGGUGUCUUGAAUAUACAAUGUCUCAGCUUCUCUUCCGUCUCUCCAAACUCUCGUCCCGGGAGAACAAUGUUCUUACACACAAGAGCAGUCGUUUGUUCUCAACCAGCCCGUAUCUGACACUUGGCACUAGGGUCAAAGAAGUUCUGCCCGGUGGCUGCAAAAUUGCAGAUGUUCUCUUGUUCGACCCGGUUGAAGAAGAGUUAGUCACCGUCCCCGACAAAACAAUUCCCAAAGAGCUCAUGGACCAAGAAAUGGUCGGUGCUUCCCAUGGAUGGGGAUUUUUCUGUGCUCGGCACGAUCGUUCCGUACGCAUCACCGACUUAUUCAACCCUUUGGCAUCCAAAUCAAACCCCACCGUGAUUACUCUUCCUCAGCUUACCGCUCUGCCCUCUAACCAAAUCGAAGAAGUCUGCAACGUGGCAAUGACAUCGUCCCCUCACCUUGAAGACUGUGUAGUGGCUAUCAAGUUCUCAGGUAACCAGAUGAGUUUGUGCAGGCCCGGUCGUGACCUUGAGUGGACUAACAUCUUGACCCCUCCUAACUGCUUGGAAAACUCAAAUCUUAUGUAUUCCAAAAGAGACAAAAAAUUCUACUUGCCUGCUCCUGGAGGUAAAUACUUGUUCUCCUAUCAUCUUCACUCCAAAGAAGAAGAUAUCCCUGAGGUCCAAGAGGUGGUCUACCGCGGCCAUCCAGAGUUGGAUCAGUCAGAAUGGGAGCUUUUGAGUUCGUGUACCAGGACGGAGUAUCUUGUGGAGUCACCCUUUAGUGACGAACGUUUCCUAGUCAAAUGGUAUGCACUUGGUUUCUACUCGUCGGUGUUGAAAGGAGUCUACCACAUAACAAAGAGGUUCAUGGUGUUCAGAGAGGAGGAGACUACAGAGGGAAGCAUCAUGUGUUACACUGAGGACAUUGGAGACAUGUGCAUUUUCCUUGCAAACAGCGAGGCUUUCUGCGUCCCCGCCAGCUCUUGCGCCGGCCUCAAACCCAACUCCAUAUAUCAUAUGGGACGUGGCUUAGGUUUUUACGAUCUCACUACUGGAAACCCACAUCAGUACCUAGCUCCUGAUGGUGCACCCAGCGUUCUCUCGCAACCUUACUGGCUUCCUCCUUUUUCUACCUAGAGGUAGUAGACUAGUAGUAGUAGUAGCUCUUGUUGUGUUUAACUCUUGGUUACUCUUGACCAGUUUGAAUUUCUUUAGAUAA